Molecule: messenger RNA, 1635 nt
Organism: Morchella importuna
Lineage: Eukaryota; Fungi; Ascomycota; Pezizomycetes; Pezizales; Morchellaceae
Exons: 13
Coding region: 1-1635 (544 amino acids)
Source: RefSeq, a predicted model, not a curated record
AUGCUGGCUACGAAUCGCUCAGCCGGACGUGAUGUCUGUGUUUUUGAUGCCAACGAUGCCAACGAUCCCGAUAGGAAGGAGCUCGGAGGGCUGAUUCUCACGAAUGGUGUGACGAAUGCUAACUUCUAUUCGAUGGUAGAGGUGUUUCUAUUUUUCAACGAUGUUUACUUUCUGCGGCGCGAAGAUGGUACGGAUGUUCAGAGAGAUGAGCAGGCACUUCGGCCUGGAAAUUACUACAUUGUCACCGAAGGUUCGUUUGUUGUGAAUAAUGAGCCUUGGUUAGUCCGGAGGUUGCACACAUCUUUCGAAGAUCACUGGAUUCGUCACAACUACGGCGACUGGAUCACGGCUACCGGAGGAUCCAUCAGCUCUGGGAUAACUACGCUUUUUCAGAUGAUAAUUACAAAAUUGUCUGCUUCAGGCGCGAUGGCCAUGGCAUCGCCGGCAAACAUCUUGACUAGCAAUUGCUUCAAGAUCCGUCUCGACCAGUUGAUCAACCUUUACGGCGGCAUUUCAGGCAGGCGAUAUGAUAGCGCCGGGGAAGGCGCGGGCGGCGAGAGGCCGCGGUCACGGGCGGUCGCUUUGUACGACACGCCGAUUAACUAUGCUGGUCUAAUCCUUUACAACAACGACGAACAACGAACAACACCCACGAACACCGAGCUAGACCGACCUCCCAAGAUGCCUAUCGCCAACAUUGUUAGAUCUGAGAGAAUCGUUGCUACUAGAUGUGCUCCUAUCAAUCGCCAGUUUAGUGGUAGUCGAUUCGGGGUGAUGGGGCUCAUCGGUUUGGGUUUAAAUGGUUGGCUCCGUACAGAAUCUAUACUACCAGCUCGCAAGAGGAGAACGACGGACAGGGAGCUGAGCCUUCUGGCGCGGAGAAGGGUUUUUUGGCUAGAAUAUGGUUGGAUGAAGGUGGGCCUUGGCUUAUUUGUGGGAACAAUUCUGGUGAAGCUCGCAUACUUGGACGAAAAUAUGAAGCAAGAGAUGAAGUCCAUGGUCAAGGGUGAAGUGAAAUUGGACAUGUUCGGACGUCCGAUGUGCAGCGACUCUGCAACGGGCGGCGUCAGGGUAACCUUUCAUUGGAGACUUGGCGACACGACGUUCUCCGCUGCAAUUCCAUUGCAGCAACAGCUUCAGUUAUCACUAUUCAAUUCUAUCCGGCGAACUUAUUCCAGCAUUUCGCGUGGUCCUCUUCUAGGCCGGUAUACGACCGUUCCCGUCGACUUGUUCCGUGUCGGCGCAACCCCAAAAGUGGUACUUCGUGAUUUCGAUACGCAGAACGCAAGUGGGCGCACUUCGUAUGACCUCCACUUUGGCUCAGACGGCCUUGUUCAUCCUAAGCCGGGCCCAAACUUCCAGGGACCAAACGGAGCGAGCAUGCGGCCCAAUGGACCAACGGUACAGGAAGUUAUCCGCAAUUUCAGAGGGAGGAAUACGACCGUAUACCGUUUGCCAGAAGGAACUGAAUUACCAGAACAACUGAUCCUGUUGCACGAACAUAGCGACCACUAUUCACUGCAGACGACGGAACCAGUGGAGUUAAAAGAACUAAAUAAUCGGCUAACAGACUUUCUACAAAGGAAAGGGGAGCGGAUGACGCAAAAGGAGUUUUGCGAUCGUUAUCCAUUCUGA